AAAAAAAGAUUUGUCGAUUUUAAGCCUGCAUUAUGAAGAUCUCAAUGAAUCAAACCGAGACCGACAAAUGUCUCUAUAAACCGCUACAGGCGUUCGACAAAACUUGGGGAAUUUUCUCUCCUUUACCCCAUUAUAAUAAUUUCUGUCGAUUUAGGUUAGCACAAGAAUGUGUGUGACACUGAUUGCUGACCUUGCGCUGAUCUUUCAGACUCUUAGCUGGCAGAAAGAACGGCCUCAAUGAAUACAAAAACAGUGGGAAAUUCAAUUCGGCUUUGACCAAUACCAAUCGAUGCCGAUGAACUUCCCAGCAGACAUGGAUGAUGGAGAAAUCGCCAUGGCAGGGAACCAUCACCACCUGAUCGACAUCGCGCCGCUGGACGCGAGCACGGGCGCGGCCACAGGCACCACCGAUGCUGCCACGGUGCCUGUAGCGGUAGGUGGCGGCGGAAACGAGAAGAAGUGGCUGCGGAAGCUCACGUCGGCGACGGUGAACACGGCCGUGCUCCGAGACCUCAUCUCGCGGACGCCGAUGCUGUGGUACCUCGGCCAGCAAUCGGGGACAAUCUUCCGGCCGUGCGCCCGGCGCGAGCCCGUGGAGGCGCUCCACGCGGUGCGCGCCGUGGCCAUCGGCCCGUUCCACCGCGGCGACCGCGGCCUCCCCUUCCCGGAGGACGUCAAGCUGCCGUUCAUGCGGUACCUUCAGGACCAGUACGGGCUCGACGUCGACGACUACGUCGCGGUGCUCUGCCUCGAGCGCGACCAUCUCCGCGGCGAAUUCGCCGGCGGCGACGGCGGGGACGCGGCCGCCGCGGGGAUCCUGGACGACGAGGACAGGUUCCUGGAGAUGCUGCUGCUGGACAGCUGCUUUCUCCUCGUGGUAAGCAUGAUGCUCAGCAGGACCGGCACCGGCGACGACGCCGACAGCGUGGCGCGGGCGGCGUCCAUCAACAGGGACUACUUCAUCCUGCACAUGGCCGUGGCGCAGCACGCCGACGACAUUAAGCUGGACAUGCUGGUGCUCGAGAACCAGGUCCCCUUAGCCGCCGUCAAGCUCCUAGCCGCCUCGUGCCCGGGGCUCAAGCUCCGGCACUCCCUCGAGGAGCUCGUGCUCGGAUGCUUCGACGACAUCUGCCCGAAGCGAGCGCGCCGCGGCGGCGAGAGCCCGGCGGCCGGUGGCGAGUUCCACCACGUCCUGCACCUCUUCCACUGGUCCCGCGUGCCUAGGGACAAGUACUGCGUCCUCUCGACGCCGCGGAAGCUCCUCAAGAUCAAAAAGGAGUCGGAGCGGCUGUUCCCCUGCGCCAUGGAGCUCCGGCGGUCGGCGGUGUGGUUCCGGCAGGUGUCGCCGUCGACGGGCUGCGGCGACCUGGACAUGCGGUUCUGGCGCCACCCGGCGAGCCCGGUGGCCGUGAUGAGCGUGCCGUGCUUCCACGUCCACGAGUACACCGCGGCGGUGCUCCACAACCUCGUGGCCUUCGAGAAGCACUUCUACUGGGCGCACGGCGCGUGCGUGACGGCGCACGUGGCGCGGGUGGAGGGCCUGGUCCGGUGCUCGCAGGACGCGGCCAUGCUCCGCAAGCGAGGGGUCCUCGCCAGCACGCGGCGCACGGACGCCGAGCUGGUGGCGCUGUUCCGGGAGCUCGGCGAGGAGACCGUCGGGGCGCGGCUCCCCAACGAGUACGGCGAGAUGCUCGACGCCGUGGCACGGCACAGGGCACGGCGCGUGAGCUGCUGGUGCGGCGGAUUCGUGCUGCACUUCUUCCCGUCGCCGUGGGUGGCCGUCUCGCUCGCCGCCGCCGUGGCGCUCAUCUUCGUGCCGGCGAUGCUGCAGACGGUCUACACCAUGCUCGGCUACUUCAAGAGUAGCUGACUAGGGGCACCAUCACAUCCCGGAGCCCCCUCCCUCACGAUCUGUUCUGCGUCUCCCGCGUAGGGUCGCCGCCCGCUGCCGCAACUCGCCUCUCCCAGCUUUCCAGUUUGUGUUGUCUGCCUGUGCUCCAGCUUUAAUUUCGCUCUCGCACCUCCACCACUCGCCCGUGCUUCGUGCACGCUCAUGGCAGCUUCACCUGGCGCUCUUCCCCACCUAGGCAAACAAAAGCACCAGCGCAUAAAACAAAUUAAAAAUAUGCCAACCACGCAGCAACCACGCUGCAGUGCGCGGUGUGCGCCAUUCUUAACUGCAAGCGAAAAUGAACAAGAACUCAAGAAGCAUUCUGGGUGGAGUUAACAAGGAGGGGAAGAAGAAGAAAUAACCACUUGAGAUUCUUUUUGCCCCGUCACAAUCUCAUCACCCGAUCUAGCUACCGCAGAUGCCCUGACAACUCGUCAAAUCGCAAUGAUCUGAUCAAUACAGUGCUUAAUUUGCAACAUGGCUCCACGGAUCAGCAACUUUCAUGAUCUGAUCGAAGCCAUGGGAAGCCAGGGCCUUGACUCUUUUGUGUAGCCACAAUCCCAAGGACGUAGCAGAAAACAUGGGACUUUGCUUGCCAGAUUCCAUGAUCCUGUCGCUGCAGUGAAGUUGUGAAUCUAGCGUGGUUAAUUAGGUCCGAAUUUGACUCCCUAACUAAAGAGAUUUGGAAUAAAAAAAUUAUAAAAAAUAGGUGGGGGCUUCCCCUCCCGAUUUCGGUCAAAAAUAGAUACAUGUAUAACUUAGUGUUGU
Setaria italica (foxtail millet) is the source of this 2659-nucleotide messenger RNA. RefSeq lists its product as uncharacterized. The transcript has a single exon. The coding region runs from base 290 to 1870 and encodes 526 amino acids. The record is from RefSeq and is a predicted model, not a curated record. NCBI's taxonomy places the organism in Eukaryota, Viridiplantae, Streptophyta, Magnoliopsida, Poales, Poaceae.